CAAUACGCGAACAAAGAAUAAUUGAGAUGGGAAGAAUGACAGUAACAUGAUUCUUAAUUACACAUUUUACACUGUCGGCUGACUGAAUAGAGCGCAAAGCGUAUGUGAGUAGCCAACUUCCAGCUCUUCAGGAACGUUUCGUCGCCGAUAUCUUGCAGAGUAAAAUGGCAGGGAAGUACGCCUCACCCGAAGAGUUCCUGGAAUACGUCAAAAUGAGAAGCCCAGGAGAGGACGAAUUUCAUCAAGCAGUGGAAGAAGUAGUCGACUCAUUGUGGGAUUUUCUUCAAAAGAAUCCCAAGUACGACAAACAUAACAUCCUGGAAAGGUUGGUUGAGCCAGAGAGAGUGGUAAUCUUCCGAGUUCCCUGGAGGGAUGACAAAGGUGACAUUCAUGUGAACCGUGGAUACCGAGUGCAGUUCAACUCCGCCAUUGGUCCUUACAAAGGUGGUCUUCGAUUCCAUCCGUCAGUCAAUCUGGGGAUUUUAAAGUUCUUAGGAUUUGAGCAAAUCCUGAAGAACAGUCUUACAACUCUUCCUAUGGGCGGCGGAAAGGGCGGCUCUGAUUUUGAUCCCAAGGGCAAAACCGACAACGAAGUGAUGAGUUUCUGCCAGUCUUUUAUGACCGAGCUCCAAAGGCACGUGGGCCCAAACACGGAUGUCCCUGCUGGUGACAUCGGUGUAGGGGGGCGUGAGAUAGGGUACAUGUUUGGGCAGUACAAGCGGAUCCGAAACGAGUUCACUGGUGUGCUGACCGGGAAAGGAAUUCCGUGGGGUGGAAGCCUACUGAGGCCGGAAGCCACUGGUUAUGGUCUGCUGUACUUUGUUCAGGAGAUGCUUUUUUCUAAAGGCGACAACAUCAAAGGCAAGUCGGUUGCUAUCUCUGGCUCUGGAAACGUCGCCCAGUACGCAUGCGAGAAAGCAACUGCACUCGGUGCCAAGGUCAUAACUCUGUCAGACUCGGCAGGGACCAUUCAUGAUCCAGACGGCAUCACACCAGAGAAGUUGGCGUAUGUAUUGGAGCUGAAGAAUGUCAGACGUGGGCGGAUUAGCGAGUACGCUAAACAUUACAAAGUGGCUUACUUGGAGGGAAAGAAACCCUGGGGUGUCAAAUGUGAUGUGGCUCUUCCGUGCGCUACGCAGAACGAAGUUGGAAAAGAAGAUGCCGAGGAACUGGUUAAGAAUGGAUGCAUAUGCGUGGCUGAAGGUGCUAACAUGCCAACACAGCCAGAGGCGGUGAGAGUGUUGCAGAAAAACAAGGUGUUGUUUGGUCCAGGGAAGGCAUCAAACGCUGGGGGCGUGGCAGUGUCCGGUUUAGAGAUGACCCAAAAUAGCCUGAGAAGUGCUUGGACGAGAGAGGAGGUGGAUGCCAAAUUGCAGCACAUUAUGAAGCAAGUCAACCUACAGUGUGUCAAGUACGGCACAGGGCCGGAUGGAUCUGUGGAUUACGUGAAAGGAGCAAAUAUUGGUGGAUUUGUUAAAGUGGCUCAGGCUAUGAUCGAUGAAGGACUGGUUUGAGAAAUCUCAUCACCAUUCUGGCUUUUCAUUCUUCUUUACAUUCUCUCGAUUAAAUAGUAUAUUUCAAACCAAAGAAUCUUACAGCUGACAACAACGUCUUAAAGAAUUUCGUUAGUAGUUUUUCUCGACAUUCAUCGAUACGGUAAUACAUUUUAAAAUUUAAGGUUACUUGAAUUAUGGAAUGGACUAAGGAUAAGGAUCAGUCAAUGAUUACUGUAUGGAGCAGUCAAUCAAAAUUUCAGUUAAGCAGGGUUUUGUCGUUCCAAAUUGUUUCAAGGGCGACAUUUCAAUAGAAGUAGGUAUUGUUGUAUUUUGAUUAGGAAACCGGAUGCGAAUAAAAUCCG
Messenger RNA from Pocillopora verrucosa, 1858 nucleotides. Its product is annotated as glutamate dehydrogenase-like. Gene Ontology annotation, molecular function: L-glutamate dehydrogenase (NADP+) activity. Lineage: Eukaryota; Metazoa; Cnidaria; Anthozoa; Scleractinia; Pocilloporidae. Gene Ontology annotation, cellular component: cytosol. The record is from RefSeq and is a predicted model, not a curated record.